This is a messenger RNA of Molossus molossus (Pallas's mastiff bat), 1209 nucleotides long. It is a transcript of the gene OXER1, whose product is annotated as oxoeicosanoid receptor 1. The record is from RefSeq and is a predicted model, not a curated record. Gene Ontology annotation, biological process: G protein-coupled receptor signaling pathway. Gene Ontology annotation, cellular component: membrane. The transcript is spliced from 2 exons. Lineage: Eukaryota; Metazoa; Chordata; Mammalia; Chiroptera; Molossidae. The coding region runs from base 1 to 1209 and encodes 402 amino acids. Gene Ontology annotation, molecular function: G protein-coupled receptor activity.
AUGUACUUCAUCAUGUACAUGGACUUGGGACCAUCACAGACUUUGGAAUCAUCAGGAAUCUGGGACGGGCAGAGGACACUCCUCCCGGAACGCUCACAGAAGCAGAAAGGCUGCAAACUUCUCUCAGGUCCACAGCCCAGGCAGCAUAUGGAAUUUCAUAACCUGAGCUCUCCCUCUCCCCUUCCCCUCUCUCCCUCUAUGGCCACCACUGCACUGGGGUCACCAGCCCCCUGUCUUCCAACCUCUUCUGCAAAGGUGUCUGCGUUCCUGGUGCCAGUCCUGUGCCUGGAGUUCAUCCUGGGCCUGGUGGGGAACAGCGUGGCCUUCCUCGUCUUCUGCAUCUACUCGCGGCCCUGGUCGUCCAACGUGGUGUUCUUGGUCAGCCUGGUGGUGGCGGACUUUCUCCUGAUCGUCAACCUGCCCCUUCGCGUGGACUACUACCUCCACCGCGAGACCUGGCGCUUCGGCCCCGCCGCCUGCAAGGUCAACCUCUUCAUGCUGUCCACCAACCGCUCGGCCAGCGUGGUCUUCCUCUCGGCCAUCGCACUCAACCGCUACCUCAAGGUGGUGUGGCCCCACCACGCGCUGAGCCGGGCCUCGGGGCGGGCAGCGGCCCAGGUGGCCGGCGGCCUCUGGGGGGGCCUCCUGCUGCUCAACGGGCACCUGUUCGUGAUGACCCAUCCCAGGCAGUCCUGCCUCAGUUACCGGCUGGGCAGGCAGUCCUCGGCCGGGCUCCGCUGGCACCAUGCGCUGUACUUACUGGAAUUCUUCGCCACGCUGGCGCUCAUCCUCUUCGCCACCGUGAGCAUCGGGGUGACCGUCCGGCGCCGCGGCCUGGGCGCCCAGGCGGGCCCGCGGAGGGCCAUGCGCGUGCUGGCCAUGGUGGUGGCCGUCUUCACCGUCUGCUUCUUGCCCAGCGUGCUCUUCGGCGUGGCGUCCAUCGUGGCCUUCCGCCUGCACGCCUGCCGGGCCCUGGACGUCUGCUCGCAGCUCUUCCACGGCUCCCUGGCCUUCACCUACCUCAACAGCGUCCUGGACCCCGUGCUCUACUGCUUCUCCAGCCCCAGCUUCUUCCGCCAGUGCCGCGCCCUGCUGGGCCUCCUCCAGGGCUCGCAGGACUCGGCCAGCGAUGACAGCUCCUCCCAGCGCCCUGCCCGCCUGCAGGCCCCCCCCAGCAAGGCCGAGGCCCCAGGGAGGCUGCACACCUAG